AUGGCUCCACAGAAAAUAAGAUUGUAUAACGACGAUUAUAUAAAGUUUGGUUUCACGUUCAUUCAAAAGGAUGGUAUCCAAAUGCCACAGUGUGUUAUUUGUCACGUUGUGUUAAGUAACGAUGCUCUCCGACAAAGUCGACUAGAACGACAUUUAACCACAGCUCAUCCGAUGCUAAAAGAAAAACCUAAAGAGUUUUUUGUUGCUAAAAAAAAUUCUUUAAAUAAAAUGAAACUUGACAGAACCGGAGAAUUUCAACAGAAUAAUGAAAAAAUUAUUGAAGCUUCAUAUCACAUCGCCUUUAUGGUGGCUCAGCAAAAGAAACCACAUACAUUGGGUGAAACAUUAAUUAAGCCUAGCAUACUUAAAACCGUUGAAAUAGUACUUGGUGAAGAAAGUAAAAGGAAAGUUUCUCAAAUAUCUCUUUCAGACAAUACAAUCAAACGACGCAUUGAUGAAUUAGCUUUGGACAUACAAAAUCAGUUGAUUUAUAAAUUAAAAAAUUCCAAGAGCUUAUGUUUUCCCAGGCCUUAA
This is a messenger RNA of Sipha flava (yellow sugarcane aphid), 534 nucleotides long. RefSeq names its product zinc finger BED domain-containing protein 5-like. The record is from RefSeq and is a predicted model, not a curated record. The coding region runs from base 1 to 534 and encodes 177 amino acids. Lineage: Eukaryota; Metazoa; Arthropoda; Insecta; Hemiptera; Aphididae. The transcript is spliced from 2 exons.